AUGGAGGUCAAAGCAAAAGCCAUAGAGUCAAAGAAAAUAGCAACAAAAGCUGAGGAUGAGAAGAAGACAAAGAAAGGUGAUUUGAUUACUACUAAUUGUCAAGAGAUUACUAUUAUUAAAGGACAUCUCAAAAUCAUCGAGGGUUUUAGACAAGCCAAGACAAGAGAUCAUGAUCAAUCUCCAAAGAGCUCAAGAUCCUCAUCAUCAUCAUAUGUGAUGAAAGUCAAGAUGGGAAAUUACAAAAACUCGAUUCAAAGAUCAGAAAACAUUAUAAAGAUGGAAAAUCACGACAAGAACAAGAAGGUGAUGAAUCUGAAACAAAACACAGAAGAGAGUAACGUUCAUAAUCAUAAGAGGAAGAUUAAUAAGAAGGUGUGGGAUUGUGAAAGCACACUCUAUGACUCGUUCGAGCUCAACUCGUUCAACCGACAACUCGACUCAGCCAUCUCUUCCUCCGCAAGAUCCAUGUCUAUGCCACACCACCUCCGUUCUCCUCCACCGUCGGAAACGACGUCAUCUUCGUCUUCGACGACAAAGAAACAAUCAUCAAACAAGAUCUCACGUUCUUUACAGAAACUCAUAAAGUCAAUUUUCAGACAGAAACAGUCAACAACUCCGUUUAAGGCAUGUGAUCGUCACGGCGUUGACAUGGACAAGUACUACGUCGUUUUCGACAAGACGGGCUCGCUCACGACGAUUCCCGAGUCAGGAGAGUCGACGGAACUGGUUGGCUCAGAGAUUAACAACUCGCUUGUUCGUAAAACCGUGUCCGAGCGAUUCCCGCCGAGCCGACUCGCUGGUAUAUCUUGUUCCUGA
Messenger RNA from Microthlaspi erraticum, 816 nucleotides. The record is from the annotation of a GenBank genome assembly. Lineage: Eukaryota; Viridiplantae; Streptophyta; Magnoliopsida; Brassicales; Brassicaceae.